Sitodiplosis mosellana (orange wheat blossom midge) is the source of this 1870-nucleotide messenger RNA. RefSeq names its product toll-like receptor 3. Bases 26 to 1726 code for a protein of 566 amino acids. The record is from RefSeq and is a predicted model, not a curated record. Gene Ontology annotation, molecular function: protein binding. Lineage: Eukaryota; Metazoa; Arthropoda; Insecta; Diptera; Cecidomyiidae. The transcript has a single exon.
GUUUUCUUUUUCAAUUCUAUUCAGCAUGUGGAAUUUGGCACAAUCGGGAACAUUUUCUGGUUGUUUCUACAUCAACAAUAACACCGAGUUGGUGUCAUUUUUUUGCAAAGAAUCAACGGGAAAUUAUCCGAAAGUUUCCAAUUGUUUUUCGAAAUUUUUUGAUCACCCUUCACGGGAUGAAAACCGAUCUGCUCUAAAAUUGGUGAAAAUAAGUGAGUGUAAAGGUUCAGAUUUGAAUAGAAAGCUAUAUAGAACAUUUACAAACCUACGCGAAUUUGAUAUUUCAUUUUAUGGAGUUCAAAGCUUAAAUUCCGAUACGCUGACCUUAAAGUAUCUGGAGAAACUGAACGCAUCGCAUAAUAAACUAACCAACAUUGGGGGAUCGAUUUUCUAUAAUUCACCUAAUGUCAUGGACGUAGAUUUUUCUUACAACAAAAUCACCAAGCUUUUUCCAAGUGAUUUUUUGCAUGCUACAAGGAUGUCGACGAUGAAUUUUUCACAUAAUGAAAUUUUCAUUUUGGGAGCGGAAACAUUUCGAAAUCUUACUGAGUUGACGACUUUGGAUUUGAGUCAUAAUUUGAUCAAAACAGUUGACGAGAGUCAGUUCAAUGACAAUUUGGUCGUUUUAAGUUUGGAAAAUAAUCCGAUUAUACGACUUGACUGUAAAAUGCUCGAGUUUUUGAUGCGAUCAGUGCAAGUUGAAUUUCCUCGGGCCAAUGUGAAGGAGAUUGAUAAAAGCUGUUUGAAAAAUUCGAUAAAGAUUGAAUUGAAUAGCAAUAAUGAUUUCGUAUUUCGCAGAAAUAAUUCUGAGCUAGCCUUCGCCAAACAAUACAUCGAAAAUUUGCAAAUUUUCAACAUCGCUGGCAAUCAACUGCAGAACACUCCGAAAAUUAUCGAACUUUUGGGAACAUCGAUCGAAACGUUGGACGUAUCGUCAAAUUUUAUAGGAAAAUUGAGCACUGAAACUUUGAAGAAGUUCGAAAAUUUGCUGUAUUUGAACCUCAGUCAAACGAAUCUUUCUAAUUUCGGAUUUAAUACUUUUUACAACCAAAGAAGACUGCUCUCUCUGGACCUCUCUUACAAUCACAUGAAAAAAGUGGAUUUUACGUUGUUUGUACGGAAUUUUAGAACACUGGAAACUUUAAAUUUGGAAGGAAACGAUUUGAACGAAGUGACCAACCUAACUCGAGUCCGUUUCCCAAAAUUGGUUUCUUUGGGCUUAUCGAAAAAUCACUUUUCGUGCCACUAUUUGGCUAAUUUCCUGCUGUCAUGGGAAAAUCUAACACUUUUUGAUAAUCCCUCCGAUCAAACUCAUAUCGACGGUGUUGACUGUUAUCACGAGGAGGAGAAUUCGAAAGAAAACCAAAGUCAUGAAGCUGCUAUGGAUAUGGAAUCAUCUGACGAAGAUGGAAAAUCUACUGAUACUGGAGUUCCUUUAGAAAAAGCUAGUACAGCUAUGGUUGAAACAGAAACAGGCGAAUAUCAAACCCAAAACUCUAAAAUGGUUGGGGAAAGUGGCUCAACGGGUUUACGGGUUGUCGAAUUGGUAUUGCUUUGUUUGUGUAUAGCGUGCUGCGGAUUUUUGGUACUGAAAAAGACCAAUGCCAUCGAAGGCAUCAGGCAAAGACUAGCAGAACGUUCGCUUGAUCAAAAUAUCGGCUAUCAACGUGAAGAACGCGGUAGUCAGGAUUUGUCUUUUAUUUAUAGUGGAAUUACAACCCUUUGAUUAGCAUAGUAUAGUUUGAAAAAAAGUAUACAAUGUCUAAAACAUUUAAAAAAUAUAAAAAAUACAAAUUUGAAUUAAAUUUUGUUUGGUUUUGAUACUAUUUUGUUGCUUGAAAAUGUACAAAUUUUCUCGAAUAAAGUCAAA